Molecule: messenger RNA, 1601 nt
Organism: Hevea brasiliensis (rubber tree)
Lineage: Eukaryota; Viridiplantae; Streptophyta; Magnoliopsida; Malpighiales; Euphorbiaceae
Product: heterogeneous nuclear ribonucleoprotein 1
Exons: 6
Coding region: 140-1297 (385 amino acids)
Biological process (GO): regulation of gene expression
Cellular component (GO): nucleoplasm
Molecular function (GO): RNA binding
Source: RefSeq, a predicted model, not a curated record
UUCCAGUUUCAAACACUCCUAAUUUCAUUUCAAUUCCCAAUUCUUUUUUCUAGGGCUUGCUUUUCUUCUUCUUCUUCUUCUUCUUCUUCCAAGCUCUCUUCUUUACCAUUUCUGUAAACAUCGUUUAAAUCUGCAAGCCAUGGACCCGCAAGAGCAGGACGCAAUUGCUGGUGGAGAAACCGACCACAACGGAUAUGAGAUUAAGUCUCAAUCUCACACUGGAGACGGAGCUAGUCCUGGAAAAAUUUUCAUUGGAGGUUUAGCCAGGGAGACUACUUCUGCUCAAUUUGUCAAGCACUUUGGUAAAUAUGGUGAAAUUACUGAUUCUGUUAUAAUGAAGGACCGGAAGACUGGACAACCUCGUGGUUUUGGGUUUGUGACCUAUGCAGAUCCCUCAGUUGUUGAUCAAGUUAUACAGGACACACAUAUUAUUAAUGGGAAACAAGUGGAAAUCAAGCGAACGAUACCAAAGGGAGCUAUUGGAUCUAAGGAUUUCAAGACCAAAAAGAUUUUUGUUGGUGGAAUUCCAACAGCUGUGACUGAAGAUGAGUUCAAAGAAUUCUUUAUGCAAUAUGGUGAGGUCAUUGAACACCAGAUCAUGCGGGACCACUCUACCAACCGCUCCCGUGGCUUUGGAUUUAUUACAUUUGACUCGGAGGAGACAGUGGAUGAUCUUUUGGCCAAAGGGAAUAAGCUUGAGUUAGCUGGAACUCAGGUGGAGAUUAAGAAGGCAGAGCCAAAGAAGCCCAAUGCUGCACCACCCCCUUCUAAGCGUUAUAAUGAUUCCAGGCCUGCAUUUGGUGGUGGAUUUGGUGAUGCAUAUGAUGGAUAUGGAGGCAGUGGCUUUGGUAGUGGUGGUGGUGGUGGUGCUGCUUAUAGGUCUGGUGGAGUCUAUGGAGGUAGAGCUAGCACUUAUGGUGAAUAUAAUGGGGGUGAAUUUGGUGGAUAUGGUGGAUAUGGGGGUGGUGGCAUUGGAGCUUAUAGAGGGGAGCCCUCCUAUGGAUAUUCCGGUCGUUAUGGAGGAGGCUUUAGCAGGGGUUAUGAUUUACGAGGUGGUUACGGUGGCCUUGGUGAGGGUUAUGGUGGAUAUGGUAGUGGCAGUGGCAGUGGCAGUGGCAGUGGUGGCGGAUAUGGCAGUGGCGGUGGUGGUGGAUAUGGCAGUGGUGGUGGAUAUGGAGGUGGAUAUGACACUGGCCUCGGGGGUGGGUAUGGAGGUAGCAGUGGAGGUUCCUUUUAUGGAAGUAGAGGGGGAUAUGGUGGUGCGGGUAGUGGUAGAUACCACCCUUAUGGGAGGUAGAAGGCUCUUGUGGAAAGAUUUUUGGGAUUGAAGUGCAACGGCCAAGUGAAGUUGUUGUCACAACUGUAAUGUUUGAGCUAGUUGUCAAAUUCUGUAGCUUGUGCUCUUAGGUCUUUUUAGUUUGGCAAGUUGGUGCCUGGGAUUUUUUCACUGAAUGUUCAAUCAUCUAGGCGAUCUUUUUUAAUUUUUUAAAUUUGAAUAGCACCCAUGAAUUACAAAUUGUGGAGAUGUACCCUCACUCUGAUUCUUAACGGACACCUGGAAAUACAGAUUGAGAAUUGGUAUUUACCCAUUUUUAUUCUCA